AUGUUUCCUUCUACCGUCCCGAUACCAUCCAAUUACUUUAUGAAAGGAAAUGGCAAACCAUCAUUUCACAACUUUUCAGCAUUUGAGCAGUAUCUGGAAACAUACCAGAUUUCAAUUCGUGAUCCUGAAUCGUUCUGGCAUAAAACUGCCGAGGAAUUGCUUGAAUGGGACAAGCCAUUCGAUUCCAUUCGUCAGGGAACAUUUGAGGGCGAAGACAAUGCAUGGUUCAUCAACGGUCGUUUGAACGCUUCUUCCAAUUGUGUUGAUCGCUGGGCACGUGAGAAACCCAAUUACCCUGCCAUCAUUUACGAGCCCGAUGAGCCCGACAGCCCACUACAGCGCACCAUUUCUUUCGUAGAACUCCGACAAGAAGUCUCCAGGGCAGCAUGGGUGCUGAAGGAUCUUGGAAUUCGAAAAGGCGAUACCGUCGCGAUCUACAUGCCCAUGAUCCCAGAGGCUUUCAUCACGCUUCUUGCCUGCUCUCGAAUCGGAGCCAUUCAUAGUGUUGUCUUUGCAGGAUUCUCAGCGAACGCACUGAAAGACCGUAUACAGGACGCAAAGGCAAAAGUUGUUAUUGCUGAUGAAGCAAUUGAGGGGUGCCCUGAGGUGCGCCACUGCUUGUUUGUCAAACGUUCGGAGGAUUCUGAUCAACUUCGCCCGCGAGAUCGCAUCUGGCAAGAGGAGUGCUCGAAAUGGUCACCUUAUUUCCCGCCAGAGUCCAUGAAUAGUGAGGACCCUCUGUUCAUGCUGUACACAUCUGGAUCGACCGGUAAACCAAAGGGUUUGCUCCACUCUACUGCUGGCUAUCUUUUGGGUGCGGCAUUGACUACCAAACACAUAUUCGACAUCCAGGACGGCGACGUCUUUUUCUGUGGCGGAGACAUUGGCUGGAUCACAGGACACACAUAUGGAAUCUAUGGCCCACUCUCGCUUGGCUGUACUACUGUCAUAUUCGAAGGAACGCCUGCAUACCCCAAUCUAUCUCGAUAUUGGGAUAUCAUUAUGAAACAUCGCGUCACUCAAUUCUACACUGCCCCGACAGCACUGAGGCUACUCAAGCGAGGCGGAGAUCAGUACGUGAAUCACGAUAUGACGGCACAUUUACGUGUACUUGGGUCAGUGGGGGAGCCUCUGGCAGCGAAUAUCUGGAAAUGGCUUAACGAAGUGGUGGGGAGAGGUGAAGCGCAGGUGGUGGACAACUAUUUUCAGACAGAAACCGGAUCGCACGUGCUAUCCGCUCUUGCUGGGGUUGUUCCAUCGAAGCCCGGAUGCUGUUGUCUUCCUUUCCUAGGAGUCGAAGCUGCUAUCUUGGAUCCCGCCGGCAAUGAGCUUCCUGAUGGGUCAGAAGGUAUCUUGGCGAUCCGCAAACCUACACCGUCAAUGUGCCGUUCAAUUUGGGGUGACCAUGCUCGAUUUGCUUCGGUCUAUUACAAACCGUACCCGGGAUAUUACUUCACAGGCGAUAAAGCCAUUCGCGAUUCAGAUGGUUAUUACUGGAUUCAAGGUCGAACUGACGAUGUCAUCAAUGUGUCUGCUCAUCGCCUGAGCACUGCAGAGAUUGAAGGUGCAUUGUUGGAGCACCCACUCUUUGCGGAAGUGGCUGUCAUUGGAGUCCCAGACGAUCUUACCGGGCAGGCUGUAGCUGCAUUUGUGAGCACAAAACUGUCGGAUGAAGCUACCGAUUUUCCGAAGGAGGCUCGCGUCAAGGUGCAGCAAAGCAUUGGCAAAUUCGCUGUUCCGGCCCAUGUCAUUGUGGUCGAUGAUCUACCUCGUACCAGGUCAGGGAAGAUUAUGCGACGUCUAUUGAGGAAGAUCUGGGAGGGCCAAUAUGAGUCUCUUGGUGACACGAGUACCCUGGUGAACCCUUUGUGCAUCGACAGUCUCAUUACGAUUAUCCAAAUCUAUCAAAGACAUGACUCUGCAACUACCACACCGACUCAUUCCGACAAUCAUAACGAGCCAAUUCUUUCCGCUCAAUAG
Molecule: messenger RNA, 1980 nt
Organism: Bipolaris maydis ATCC 48331
Lineage: Eukaryota; Fungi; Ascomycota; Dothideomycetes; Pleosporales; Pleosporaceae
Cellular component (GO): cytosol
Molecular function (GO): acetyl-CoA synthetase activity; AMP binding
Source: RefSeq, a predicted model, not a curated record